Gaeumannomyces tritici R3-111a-1 is the source of this 541-nucleotide messenger RNA. RefSeq lists its product as hypothetical. The transcript has a single exon. The record is from RefSeq and is a predicted model, not a curated record. Lineage: Eukaryota; Fungi; Ascomycota; Sordariomycetes; Magnaporthales; Magnaporthaceae. Bases 32 to 253 code for a protein of 73 amino acids.
CGUGUUCCCUCCCCAUCCCACAACGAAGAAGAUGCACCGUUUCUUGUACCGCUCCCCCGGCGGUCCCGGAGCGCUGCAGGCCGCCCACAACGAAAAAUACGGUGGUAAAACUGGGAAAGGCGACCAAAACACGCUCGUCCUCUGGCCUAUGCCCCCGAAACAAGCACGAUCUGGUACUAUCUGGCCCGUGACAUCUCUAUCGCCUUCCCCGGGUCUCUGGAAGCUCGACUCAGCCUCGGGCCUACACCAAUGAAGGAGAGAAAGAUAGGAGAGAAACCUUGCCUUUCAGCAAGGCCGCCGGGGACCAUGGGAGACGAGCCACACACAGCAAGCGUCGGAGCUCGUCGCACAGCAGCCCAUGGCCAACAUGUGGGCUUUUCUCGUUCGCUUGCUCUCACUGCUCUUGGGCCCGUUUCAGCUUCGAACACGAAGUCAGCCAUCUCCCGCGCCCUCACCCUCCCAGGAGCCAGCCGGCCAGCGCACAGCAUUCCACCGACAGCGAAUCGACCGGCAGGAAUGCAGCCCGGCGGUUGUGUACGCG